Molecule: messenger RNA, 1763 nt
Organism: Rhodamnia argentea
Lineage: Eukaryota; Viridiplantae; Streptophyta; Magnoliopsida; Myrtales; Myrtaceae
Product: flowering locus K homology domain
Exons: 7
Coding region: 123-1541 (472 amino acids)
Biological process (GO): regulation of gene expression
Cellular component (GO): nucleus; cytoplasm
Molecular function (GO): mRNA binding
Source: RefSeq, a predicted model, not a curated record
AGCGAAUUCUCCAGCUAUCUCAUCGCGAAACAACUCCGUUCUCCCCCUGUUCUCUCUCUCUCCCUCUCUCCCGCGAGCGAAAACCUAGAAGCCAGAUUCUCCUGUCUACACCCUCAGAACUAAUGGCUGAAGUGGAGCAAAACCUUGAGGAGCAGAAUGAUGCGACUGAAGCCGAGCAGAGCCCUGAGCAGGAGCUCGAGCAAACCCUUGAGCAGACCCUCGAGCAGAUGCCUGAGGAGAGCGUGGAGGAGUUACCUGCAGACUCACAGCCUGAAGAGAAGCCGCAGGAAGACAGUCCAGCAGCUGGAGCUGCUGAGAAGAAGUGGCCUGGAUGGCCGGGAGAUAGUGUCUUCCGUAUGUUGGUUCCAGCCCAAAAGGUCGGCAGUAUAAUCGGGCGCAAAGGGGAGUUCAUAAAGAAAAUUGUUGAGGAGACGAGAGCUCGGAUUAAGAUUCUUGACGGUCCUCCUGGAACUGCUGAAAGAGCUGUAAUGGUGUCUGCGAAGGAGGAGCCUGAUUCUUCUCUUCCUCCUGCUGUGGAUGGCCUUUUGAGAGUUCACAAGCGCAUUGUUGAUGGGUUGGAUGGUGACUCUAAUCCUCCCUCUGGCGCAGCUGGAAAGAUCUCAACAAGGCUACUGGUGGCGGCCUCACAGGCAGGAAGCUUAAUUGGAAAACAAGGAGGGACAGUUAAAUCCAUUCAGGAAGAGUCAAACUGUAUUGUUAGAGUUCUCGGCACAGAAGAACUGCCAGUGUUUGCUCUUCAAGAUGAUAGAGUUGUUGAAGUUGUUGGAGAGCCAACAGGGGUUCACAAAGCUGUGGAGCUAAUUGCAUCUCAUUUGAGGAAAUUUUUAGUUGACCGCAGUAUCAUCCCAUUGUUUGAGAUGCAUAUGCAAAAGGGAAAGAAUCCUCCAAUGGAGCAUAUGCCACCACACCAAUCCUGGGGUCCACCACCUGGUCUUCCUCCGAAUGCUGGUGGUGGCCCUGGUUAUGGACAUAAUUCUCAAUAUAUGCCCCCUCCGCGGCAGCUUGAUAGUUACUAUCCACCUCCUGAAUUGCCGCCUCCUAUGGAGCCACAGUCUCAUCAGGGUAUAUCUGCUUAUGGAAGAGAUGUACCAAUGGGGAUGCAUGCACCAUCCAAUGCCCAAUCGGCACCUUCCAUGAUCAAGCAGAUCACACAGCAAAUGCAAAUUCCCCUUUCUUAUGCCGAUGCUGUCAUUGGGUCAGCUGGUUCCAGUAUAAGCUACAUUCGACGAACCAGCGGAGCUACUGUUACCAUUCAGGAAACUAGGGGAGUUCCUGGAGAAAUGACGGUUGAAAUUAGUGGAACUGCUUCGCAAGUUCAGACCGCACAGCAAUUAAUACAGAAUUUUAUGGCAGAGGCAGCAGCAGCACCAUCGCAGGCACCAGCAGCUGGGCACAUGGACCAAGGUUAUAAUUCUUAUGGAGCUCACGGUUCUGUUUAUGCAUCUCCGGCAUCGAACCCAGGACACGCAGCACAUGGUGGAGCUUAUGGCUCGGUCUAUGGGGCCAAUUAUGGGUAUUAAGCGGGGUUGUCCAAUUAAUGCUGUUGUGUAUCUGAGAGGGAUGUCAGCUAAGCUCGAUAGGCACAUUCCAUACUUUGUUAAGGAUAGUUUUGAAUGAUUACCUUGCUUUUUCAUCAAGUUUAUUGAUCGUCUAACAACUAAGUAGGUAUGUGCAUGACAUUGUACUCCUGUAAGUUUGUUCAAUUUUGAGUUCAUGAAUUUGCCAGUCGGUUGCUCCUGCAA